Molecule: messenger RNA, 849 nt
Organism: Prunus armeniaca (apricot)
Lineage: Eukaryota; Viridiplantae; Streptophyta; Magnoliopsida; Rosales; Rosaceae
Source: the annotation of a GenBank genome assembly
AUGUGCGUCAACGAGGAUCAAAGUUCGAGCUCAUGUCCGAAGCCCAUCAAGAUCCGGCAGGUGUGGGCCCAUAAUUUAGAAUCCGAAUUCGAAUUGAUACGCUCCGUGAUCGACAACUACACUUACAUCUCCAUGGACACGGAGUUUCCAGGCCAGAUAUUCCGGCAGCCGUACAGACACGAUUUACAGCCUUCCGAUCACUACAAGACUCUCAAAUCCAACGUCGACGCCCUCAACCUCAUCCAGGUUGGCCUCACCUUGUCCGACGCCCACGGCAACCUCCCCCACCUCGACUCCUCCUCCACGAGCUUCAUCUGGGAGUUCAACUUCAGCGACUUCGACGUCACGCGUGACCCCCACGCUCCCGACUCCAUCGCCCUCCUCCGCAGCCAGGGCAUCGACUUCGACCGCAACCGGUCCGAGGGGAUCGAUUCGGCCAAGUUCGCUGAGUUGCUGAUGUCAUCGGGUCUCGUCCUGAACGAGUCUGUGAGCUGGGUCACGUUCCAUAGUGCGUACGACUUCGGGUACCUGGUCAAGAUUUUGACCGGCCAGCAAUUGCCAAGUGGCUCGAAAGACUUGGAGGAGUUUUUGAAAAUUGUGCGGGUCUUUUUCGGAAAUAGAGUUUACGACGUGAAGCACAUGAUCCGCUUCUGUGAUGGCUUGUACGGAGGGUUAGAGCAAGUUGCGAAACGUUUGGAGGUGAACCGGGCUGUCGGGAAGUGCCACCAGGCCGGUUCAGAUAGCUUGCUGACGUUGCAUACGUUUCAGCAGAUUACGAAAAAGUGUUUCGCUAAUUAUAACGAGGUGGAGAAGCACGCGGGAAAGUUGUUUGGACUGGCAGUGGUUUGA